Messenger RNA from Leishmania mexicana MHOM/GT/2001/U1103, 1818 nucleotides. Its product is annotated as putative ATP-dependent RNA helicase. Gene Ontology annotation, molecular function: ATP binding; nucleic acid binding; RNA helicase activity. The record is from RefSeq and is a predicted model, not a curated record. Bases 1 to 1818 code for a protein of 605 amino acids. The transcript has a single exon. Gene Ontology annotation, cellular component: nucleolus. Lineage: Eukaryota; Euglenozoa; Kinetoplastea; Trypanosomatida; Trypanosomatidae.
AUGUCCGAAGCCGAAGUACAGACGGAGUGGUCUGAGCUGCCGCUUGACACGCGGGUGCUCGAGGCCCUGAAAGACCUAGCGUGGAAGAAGCCGACUGCCGUCCAAAGUGCAUGCGUGCCACUCGCCCUCAAAGGCAAAGACAUCUCCAUCCAAUCCCGCACGGGCUCUGGCAAGACCGGCGCCUUUGUCAUCCCAGCCGUGCAGCGCAUCAUCACGGAACGGGAGCAACGCGGCAAUCCUCGAGCCCUGCCCAGCCCGCGUGUCCUCAUUGUCGUUCCGUCGGUCGAGUUGUGCGAGCAGACGGCCGAGGCGGCGCAUGUAAUAGCCAAGUAUGUGCAGCCCCGGCUGGUCAUCGACAACCUCACGUCUGGAGGCGCCGUGACGGCAAGACGCAUUCAGUCUGCCCACAUAGUCAUUACCACCGCGGCCCUACUGGCGAAGGGGUGCAGCCAGGGCACCGUAACGGCCGACACCCUCCAGCACGUCCGCUUUUUCGUCCUCGACGAGGCCGACGUGGUGGCCUCGAUGGCGGAGCGAUCCCUGCGCACGGUGCAGUCGUUGUUGCCACCGAACAUGCAGGUCAUUCUAGCUUCCGCCACCCUAACCAAGGGUGUCGCGGCCGUCAAAGGCCAACUGCUGCGGCACCCGGUCAAUGUGGUGCUCACGUCGGAGGACGUGGAGGAGUUGGUGCGUAGCGAUGGCAAGGACAACGCAGCCUCGCAGCAGGGCCCGGUUGUCGAGUCCCGUGUCAGGGUGAGGGACCCACUGAAGAAGACACUGCACCAGUACUACUUGGUGGCCACGGACGAGUGCCACAGCCACACGCUUCUCUUUGGUCUCUACCGCAUGGCCCUCAUCACCGGCAAGACACUCAUCUUCGUGAACGACGACGAGCAAACGUAUCGUCUGCAGAAUUUCCUGGAGCAACUCGGGGUGGCAACGCUCGCGUACGAUGCGAACCUCCCCAUCAACGUGCGACUCGACACUCUGCGCCGUUUCCAAACUGGUAUGGCGUCCACACUCGUGUGCACCGAUGGCACACUGGAGAACGCAAUGCAGCUGCAGGCUUCGCUGGAGGAGUCGCAGCCGGGUGAGAAGGGCUCGGACGGUCAGUCUGGGUCGCCGUCAUCGCGGCGUCGGCCGCGAUCGGCUUCCGUGUGUGGUCGUGCGAACACCGAGGCGCCAUCGGCACUGCACCGCGGCAUCGACUUUGCGCACGUGCGCAACGUCGUUCUGUUCGACGGGGUGGAGGCGACUGACCCGAUCGCGUUGUCUCGUUAUACCCACCGCAUCGGCCGCGCCGGUCGUGCCGGCGAGGAGGGCGUGUCCAUCGCGAUCUUCACUGUGCCGCAGGCCCGCAAGUAUCUGCGUCCGCUGCAGGAGUACUGCACAGAGCGCGGCGACGUCAUUCGGCCGUUUCGGCAGAUGCAGCGGGCGGAGGUGGCAAAGUUGCAGUACCGCGUGGACAGUGUGCUGGGCAACAUCACGCGUACGUCGACGCGCAAGAUGCGGGUGGCCUCCGUCGCCGCGGAGCUGAGUCGUAGCUCGUACCUGGCGAACCACCUCUCGCAGAAGGACACGGACGCCCUGCAGCGAGUUAUGCGGCGGUCCUCAAAGAGGAUCAGGGUGGAGCGCAACAUCCUCGAGGUGCCGGAGUACAUGCAUCUGUCGACGGCAGAAGACGUAGGCGCGUACCAGAGGCGUGUGCAAGCCAAGCAGACGCAGUCAAACCGUCUGCGCAAGGCAACGCAGAAGGCUUCAGCAGACCCACUGAAGGCGGUGGUGUCUAAGCUGCGCUCCUCCAAGCGCAAGGCAUAA